Molecule: messenger RNA, 4385 nt
Organism: Syngnathus typhle (broad-nosed pipefish)
Lineage: Eukaryota; Metazoa; Chordata; Actinopteri; Syngnathiformes; Syngnathidae
Gene: ercc6l
Product: excision repair cross-complementation group 6-like
Exons: 3
Coding region: 511-4242 (1243 amino acids)
Molecular function (GO): protein binding; ATP binding; ATP-dependent chromatin remodeler activity
Source: RefSeq, a predicted model, not a curated record
CCACUGGGGGCACUAUAAAUAACCGCUGCUUUGUGAUUCGUCAUAUAAAGUGGCACUUUUAAACCCUCAUUUUAAAUAUGUCGCCACUUCUGGACAAUGAGAAAUGCGGGUGACAACCGUUAAGAAGCACAGCUCUACAAGUAAUUUAUACAAAUGUUUAUACAAAUGAUCAAUACUAAAAUGUUUAUGCAAAUGAGACGUGACCAAAGUGCUGGUCGAUUACAAAGAGACCUCCAGCUCCAGCCAAUGAAAUUAGGAACAUCACUAGCGUCUAAUUUAAUUGGCUGGGCUCGCUCCUCCGUGUCCCGCCUACACAAAUUCUCUAUGUCUCUGAUUGGACAACGUCCGUGACGGCAUCACGUCGCCUGUGUGUGCAAGUUUGAGCAAAUUGGCGGGGAAGAGCCGUACUUGAAAGUAUAACCUCGCGCUCCAUUUUUUCUUUCAGCUUCUUGAAUUUAAUGAUAUUGCCAAGUUGCUCAAGUGCUCGUAGAACAAGACGGCGCUUUAGCCAUGAAUGGAAAUGAUCCCAACGGCGACGCGGAGGAGCUUGUGGACAAGCUGGACAAGUUUUUGUCCUUGGACGAGGAGGACAACAUGGAAGUCUAUCACAGACACAUCCAAGACGGCAAAAAUGCGGCCCGAGGGGGAGAGGUGAGCAAAGCUCUGGAGCACUUCAAGAUGGCCUUCAACAUUCACCGCACGGACAAACUGCAGAAGCGGAUCCAGAAACUGGAGGAGGUUUUGGCGCAGAGUUUCCAGGACGACGACGACGAGUACGUGGAUGUCAAGAAGAGCGGCCUGAAGCUGUACAAGGAGCUCUACGACAAGCUGUACGACUACCAGAGGAGCGGCGUGGCCUUCAUGUACAGCCUCUACAGAGACGGGCGCAAAGGUGGCAUUCUGGCCGACGACAUGGGCCUGGGCAAAACCAUCCAGGUCAUUUCCUUCCUCUCGGCCAUGUAUGACAACGAGCUGGUCAAGCACACCAUGCUGGUCAUGCCCACCUCGCUCAUAACUAACUGGACCAAGGAGUUCAAGAAGUGGACUCCCGGCAUGCGGGUCAAAGAGUUUCACGGUGUCAGCAAGGCCGAGCGGACCAAGAACCUGGAGAAGAUCCAGAGGAGGAGCGGUGUGAUCAUCACCACCUACACCAUGCUCAUGAACAACUGGCAGCAGCUGUCGUCCUACCAGGGCCGAGAGUUCAAGUGGGACUACAUGAUACUGGACGAGGCCCACAAGAUCAAGACCAGCACCACCAAAACGGCCAAGUGCGCCACCGCCAUCCCGUCUAAAAACAGAGUGCUCCUCACCGGCACGCCCGUCCAAAACAAUCUGCGAGAGUUGUGGGCGCUCUUUGACUUUGCCUGUCAGGGAACUCUGCUGGGCACGCUCAAAACCUUCAAGAUGCAGUACGAGAACCCCAUCACUCGUGCCCGGGAGAAGGACGCCACUCCGGGAGAGAAGGUCCUCGGGUCCCGGAUGUCGGAGAACCUCAUGGCCAUCAUACGACCUUACUUCCUGCGCCGGACCAAGGCCGAAGUGCAGAAGAGCAAAGACGGCGGCGGCACGUCGGAUGCUGCCGGUCACUCUGCGAGCGCAGAGGAGACCGAGGAGCCCGGGGGUCGAAAGGUCUCUGGGGCCAGCGGGCCCACCCUCACCAGAAAGAAUGACCUGAUUGUAUGGACGUACCUCAGCAGCAUCCAGGAAGACAUCUACUGGAAGUUCAUUUCCUUGGAACACAUCAAGGAGCUGCUCAUGACGUCUAGGUCGCCUCUGGCGGAGCUGACCAUUCUCAAGAAGCUGUGUGACCACCCGCGGCUUCUCUCCGCCCGGGCCACAGCCAGCUUGGGUCUCAGGGAGGCUCGGCAGAGCAACUACCACGAUGACAGCGGCAGUCAGAGCAUCAGCAACGUUCCAGACGAAACUUUGAUCGCCGAGUCCGGCAAACUGGCCUUCCUGCUUACUCUCCUCAAGCAUCUGCGGGCCCAAGGCCACCGCACGCUGGUCUUCGCCCACUACAGGAUGGUGCUGGACAUCCUUCAGCGCAUCCUGAGGAACCAGGGCUUCAAAGUCCUGCGCCUGGACGGCACCGUCACGCAGGUGGCCGAGCGUGAGCGACUCAUCACCCUUUUCCAGACGGACAGCAGCUACGCCGUCUUCCUUCUCACCACCCAGGUCGGCGGCGUCGGCAUCACCCUGACGGCGGCUGACAGGGUGGUCAUCUACGAUCCCAGCUGGAACCCGGCGACCGACGCCCAGGCGGUGGACAGGGUGUACCGCAUCGGCCAGACCAAGAACGUGGUCAUUUACCGACUCAUCACCUGCGGCACGGUGGAGGAGAAGAUCUACAGGCGGCAGGUUUUCAAGGACUCGCUGAUCCGCCAGACCACUGGCGACAAGAAGAACCCUUUCCGCUAUUUCAGCAAGCAGGAGCUGCGGGAGCUCUUCAGCCUGGAGGACACCAGGUCCUCCUCCACGCAGCUGCUGCUCCAGUCUCUGCACGCCAAACACCGAAGCAGUGACCCCGACUUGGACGUGCACCUGGCCCACCUCCACACCAUGGACAUGUUCGGACUCUCCGAUCAUGACCUCAUGUUUUGCCUCAACGUGGACCUCGACGAGGCCCCGCAGGACCGCGAAGAGCAACAGUACAUCGAAGGGCGGGUCCAGAAGGCCCACGAGCUGGUGAAGGCCGAGUCGGACUUGCACAUGCAGUUUGCCACCAUCUUGGAGUCGAGCGCCGAGCCCGCGUGGAGGCGAAAGUCGACAAGUGAGCGUGAGGAUCUGCUAAAGGAUAAGAAACUGAGCAAGCCCAGAUCCAGUGUCACAUGCUCGCCGCGCCGCAGCAACACGUCGCCAGCCCGGGCGGGCCUGGACCGAUCCAGCGACGCCAAGGAGGGUGGCGGCCUUCGGGGUCGCAGCAGCUCGGUCCAUCUCGCUGACGAAGAAAGCCCCCCGCCGUGGAACCCAGACAACCUCGGAGAGCACGUCCAGAAAAGUCCGGAAGAAAGCCUUGUUGCUCUCACGCACGUCAGUCUCGACGAAGGCCCCAAGUGCGACGACUCAAACUCGGAUGGGAGCCGAAGCAACAGACUCUCCGCCCUGCAGUCGUCCAUGUCCAGCUCGAGAGUGGACUGCUGGAGCAGAGUCAGCGACAGCGGCUCCGAGCUGAUGGAAGGAAACUUCAAUCUACAGCUGGAGGAGAGCGAGAUCUCCUACCAGGAUGAGGAGAAGAAGCUUCAAUCACAACUUCGGCUGGAGGAAAAAGACAUCCUGUACCAGGAUGAGGAGAGAAAGCUCCUCUCGCCAAUUCAGCUGGAUGAGGAGCGCGAUGUCCUGUACCAGGAUGAUGACGACCAGGUGGAGGAGGAGGAGGAAGAGGAGGAAGAGGAGGAGGAGGAGAAGCUGUUGUCGCAGCUUCAGAUAUCGGGAACCUUUGACGUGGGCAAGUCCUUGACGGAGAGGCAGCUCGGACUCAGCAUCCAAUCCCGCGUCUCCGAGAUGGACGAGUCUAUCGCCGCGGUGACCAAGAAGAAGAAAAUAGUGCCCCUCAUUUAUGACAGUGAAGAGGAAGAGGUGGAGGAGAUGGAGGUUAAGGUUACCCCAUCGUCUUCCAAAGCCUCCGCCCCGUUCAACAGCUUCCCACCACAUGGUUCGUCCACGCCAAAGUCCUCACCGCUCAUCAGCUCGAGAAAAAGCUUCCGGGGAAACGUCUCAGUGGCGUCUCGCCGCUCCCUCCAAAUCCACCAGAAUAAGAUUUCGGCGAGGUCUUCUGAUGAGGAGGAGGAGGAGGAGGAUGCCACCACAAAGAUCCGCUCCCUCCAAAUCCACCGGAAUAAGAUUUCGGCGAGGUCUUCCGACGAGGAGGAGGAGGAUGCCACCACAAAGACCCCAAACUCGCAUGAAGAUGUCGAAGAAGUGGAAGAAGUAGAAGAGGACGAAGAGGAGGAAGAGGAGGAGGAGGAGGAUAUGCAGGAGGAUCCCCGUAGCGGCAACCUGGAAGAGUCAACCAGCGAGCCCGAACUGACGUCCUCCGAGAGGUUGGAGCAGUGCGCCGCCAAAGCGACGGUGGCCUGCGUCGAUGCCUACGAGUCGCUGGUGAGGCGAGGCCGCGAGUCGUUCACACAGGGCCGCCUCGGGGAGGCUCUGGAUUUGUUCCUCAAUGCUAUCGACAUCAGGCCCGGAGACCCGGAAAUCCAGUCCUUGACCAUCCAGCUGUACCGACAGCUCAGUCGCUCGUAACACGAACGCGCCCCAAAAACUCUGAUCAAAUGUUCAAUACAUUUUUGCUGUUUUGGUUGCUGUCAAAGCCGCCCAGCACUGGCUGCUACUGUCCGUCUUGCGCAACUGAUGAGGAAAAAUAAAAGCCUUUUCUAUGGUUCAAA